Westerdykella ornata is the source of this 738-nucleotide messenger RNA. RefSeq lists its product as uncharacterized. The transcript is spliced from 3 exons. The record is from RefSeq and is a predicted model, not a curated record. Bases 1 to 738 code for a protein of 245 amino acids. NCBI's taxonomy places the organism in Eukaryota, Fungi, Ascomycota, Dothideomycetes, Pleosporales, Sporormiaceae.
AUGAUGUUCACCAGCUACUUCGCUCUGUUCCUCACGUCCAUCCUGGCGUCCGCCGCCAUUGCACGACCACAGGUUAGAGUUCAAGGCGAGGGCCACGGAGGCGAGAGCCACCCCAUGCCCCUAAAAUCCCGCGUUACCGCCUUCAUCAACACGGACAACGGCAUCCAGGUCGAAUGCUGGGAAAUCGGCGACAUUCUCCCAGACAGCCGUGGUGUCCCCCAUGGUCUUCGCAUGGCAGCCUCACUGGAGUCAUUUGACAUCAUGAUGUGGCCGUCCCACGGCACCAUCUAUUCACCUGACAGGGGAAGCGAGGCCGGCAGCAUUGGGGAGAAGCCGACUCUCAACAAAAUCGAGCAUGGCAUGGUGCGGUCCCGUAUCCCCGGCCACCCCAGCACUGUGCACGGGAGCCAGGAAUCCGAAGAACACUGGCACUUUGGUCCCAACAAUGGCGACGACUGGUUCUACUUCGACGACAUGUCCAGCAGCCGUGGCCGUGGCCGUGCCGGUACCCCGGCCGCUUGUACCAAUCCCAGAGCUCUUCCUGCUACUACUACUGCCGAGGGACCGCGUUUGGAAGCUAUGAGUAACACGAUGACGUCGCUGAUUUCGCUGGUCUAUAGCGAUACGCCGCCUCAUAGGAAGAUGCAUGAUGGAAGUUGCGCUCUGACUGGGCUCAAGCCGGUCGAGGGCAGGCAUGGGAAGGAUGAGGAUGAGUCGAAUUCUGUUCGACAGUACUAG